CCGAUCCGCUCGAUGCUGGGCGUGGCGAUCCGCUCCGUCGCCGCGGGCAACAAGCACUCCCUCGCCAUCUCCAGCAGCGGGCAGCUCUUCACGUGGCGAGAGACCGCACCACCCACGGGACCUGAACCCACACUGGAGCACGUGCCGCAGCUCGUCGAGGCGUUGCGCGAGUGCAGCGUGGUGGCGGUGUCGGCGGGGUACAAGCACUCGAUGGCGCUCACCGACAGCGGCGCCGUCUACUCUUGGGGGAAGGGCAAGCACGGCCGGCUUGGGCAGGGCGACACGGCCAACCGGCUCUCUCCCAUGCGGGUCGAGGCGCUGCGCGGCGAGGCCGUGGUCUGCAUCGCCGCGGGCGGGCACCACUCGUGCGCCGCUCUGCGCAACGGCCAAGUCUACUCGUGGGGACUCGACGACAACGGCCAGCUGGGCGGGGGGGGAGGGGGCGGCGAGCCGUGCCGCGAGGGCGGAGGCUCGUCCCAGCACGAGGACAGCGGCCAGCACAGCGGCCAGCAGCCGGCGCCGGGCGGGCUCGCGCCGCUCCACUUCCCACCAGGCGGCGUGGGACCUCGGCUGACGCGGUACGUGCCCUCUCUGGUCAAGGGCCUCGAGGGGGUCCGCGUGCGCGCGCUUUCGGCCGGUUCUGCGCAUACCCUCGCCAUCUCGGAGCAGGGCCGGCUGUACGCGUGGGGGCUCUGCUCCGCCGGCCGGCUCGGUACAGGGAUGGGGCCGUGGUUCGACGCGGGCUCGACGGACGUGCCUCACGAGGUGAUUGUGGGCGCCGCCGACCGGCGCCUCGACCGGCGCGGGCGCGACAGCGGCG
Molecule: messenger RNA, 820 nt
Organism: Emiliania huxleyi CCMP1516
Lineage: Eukaryota; Haptophyta; Isochrysidales; Noelaerhabdaceae
Exons: 8
Source: RefSeq, a predicted model, not a curated record